Messenger RNA from Talaromyces stipitatus ATCC 10500, 1126 nucleotides. Its product is annotated as mitochondrial inner membrane translocase subunit (TIM17), putative. Gene Ontology annotation, molecular function: transmembrane protein transporter activity. Lineage: Eukaryota; Fungi; Ascomycota; Eurotiomycetes; Eurotiales; Trichocomaceae. The record is from RefSeq and is a predicted model, not a curated record. Gene Ontology annotation, biological process: protein import into mitochondrial matrix. The transcript is spliced from 2 exons. Gene Ontology annotation, cellular component: mitochondrial inner membrane; TIM23 mitochondrial import inner membrane translocase complex. Bases 221 to 685 code for a protein of 154 amino acids.
GACGUUUGCUCUCUCGAAUACUGCGCUUCUUGUCGUCAUCCAUCGGUAUUCGAGUUGCUACCAUCCAACAAUCCUCGAAAUAUUGACAUAUAACGAUACUCGAUCACCUUUUUUACCUCACGCGCUCCGUCGACUGGUCUCAUCGCGAUAGUCGGCGUAUCCUCCUGACCUCUUUACUCGAUUAUUUCCACCUCCUUAUUCACACCUUCGCACAUACAUAAUGGAUCACUCGCGCGAUCCCUGUCCCUGGGUCGCUCUCAGUGACUUUGGCGGUGCUUUCUCUAUGGGUGCCAUCGGUGGUGCUGUCUGGCACGGUGUCAAAGGAUUCAGGAAUAGCCCCUACGGUGAGCGCCGGAUAGGUGCAAUCACAGCCAUCAAGGCACGCGCGCCCGUUCUCGGUGGUAACUUCGGCACUUGGGGUGGACUUUUUAGUAUUUAUGACUGCUCGAUCAAGGGAAUCCGAAAGAAGGAAGAUCCGUAUAAUGCGAUCAUGGCUGGUUUCCUCACUGGUGGUUCCUUAGCGAUCCGUGGUGGUUACAAGGCCGCCCGAAACUCUGCUAUUAUGUGUGCUGUCUUCCUUGCUGUCAUUGAGGGUGUUGGUAUUGGUUUCCAGCGUAUGAUGGCUGAUAAUACAAAACUCGAGCUUCCUCCUCCACCUCCAUCGGACCAAAAAGCUUUCGCAUGAUUAAUUUCCUCUAUAUAUUCACUAACGCGAUAUCGACUAUCUACCUUCGAUUGACCAUCAACACGUCCUCCUUUUCUAUACUACCAUUUUACAACGUGCCCGCAUAAAGUCUCUCUUCUUCGGUGUUCGGUUUGGGUCAUCACUUUUAAACGACAUAGCAUAGAGCUUGCUGUUUUUCUUUUGGUUCUCGGUUCUUUUUUAAACCGCCUUCUCACGACUCGUGUUGUUCGGAGCGUUGAAUUCUGUUUAAUGAGCGCUGGGUUAAUUCAUAUGGCUGGCUCCAAGACCAGCCUGUCUUUACUUUGGACGGUGGCUGACGGAUGAAUAUUCCCUGAACUCUAUACGGAGAAAAAAAAGGCGUCGAAGAACGGACCGUGUUAGAUACUUGUACAUUAACGCAUAACUUACUUUAUAAGCAUAAUAUGUAUUUCUUCUGCAUAU